Messenger RNA from Tachysurus fulvidraco (yellow catfish), 5537 nucleotides. RefSeq names its product solute carrier family 1 member 2b (gene slc1a2b). Gene Ontology annotation, molecular function: neutral L-amino acid transmembrane transporter activity; L-glutamate transmembrane transporter activity; glutamate:sodium symporter activity. Lineage: Eukaryota; Metazoa; Chordata; Actinopteri; Siluriformes; Bagridae. Bases 320 to 2017 code for a protein of 565 amino acids. Gene Ontology annotation, biological process: L-glutamate transmembrane transport. The record is from RefSeq and is a predicted model, not a curated record. Gene Ontology annotation, cellular component: plasma membrane. The transcript is spliced from 11 exons.
CUCUCUCUGUCUCACUGGGAUGGACUUAGACUGGUGGAUGGGGUUCAGAACUUGAAGCUUUGCUGUUGGUCCUUAUUGUCAGGAUCUGACGCCAGGGGUGGCCUGGGCUUGGAUUUGGAGUAGAACGAAAGGCCUUUAAGGGGAUCACAGGGUAGAAACCUGAAGCUAAACUGGAAGUUGUUAUUAGUGUUAAGUUUGGAGCCUAGGACACUGGAAGAAGAUUUGUUAUUUAAUUUUUUUAGACAUUUAAACCUGGAACACAAGAUUCUGAGCUUGAAGUGAAGAUCUUGUUGGCUAUUAUUAAUCAAGAGAGACUGUGAUGACUGCCAACAGCAUGCCUAAGCAAGUGGAGGUACGAAUGCAUGAGAGCCACCUGGAGCCCAUCGAGGCCACACCACGCUCCAAAUGUGCGCUCAUCUGCCAGAAGAUGCGCAAGAACCUGCUCCUCACACUCACAGUUAUGGGUGUGAUAUUGGGAGCUGUAUUUGGUUGUCUGCUGCGUGUGGCCUCUCCUAUUGAUGACAAUAUUGUCAUGGUAAUUGCAUUCCCUGGAGACAUUCUAAUGAGGAUGCUAAAAAUGCUUAUCCUUCCUCUCAUCAUCUCCAGUUUAAUCACAGGCCUUGCAGGUCUAGAUGCCAAGUCUAGUGGCCGUCUGGGUACUAGAGCCAUGAUUUAUUACAUGACCACCACUAUAAUUGCUGCCGUGCUGGGAGUAAUACUGGUGCUGAUCAUCCAUCCUGGCAACCCAAAACUAAAGGAGGGACUUGGAGAAGGACUCAAGAACGAUGAUGUCUCAAGCCUUGAUGCCUUUUUUGACCUCAUUAGAAACCUCUUCCCUGAGAACUUGGUGCAGGCUUGCUUCCAGCAGAUCCAGACUGUUGUAAAGAAGGUUGAGAUUGAGCCAGAAUAUGAUGACACCAACAGUACAAUGGAUGAAUUCCUUUCGGGUGCCACCAAGCCUCCUCCCAUAUUCAAGGAAAAGAAGUCCCUGCAGUUUAAGAGUGGAAUGAAUGUUUUGGGUUUGAUUGGAUUCUUUAUUGCCUUUGGUAUCUGCAUGGGCAAGAUGGGUGAGAGGGCAAGGCUAAUGAUUGAAUUCUUCAACAUCCUGAAUGAGAUUGUGAUGAAGCUCGUCAUCUUGAUCAUGUGGUAUUCUCCCUUCGGUAUUGCCUGCUUGAUUUGUGGUAAGAUUAUCUCCAUCAAGGAUUUGGAAGUAGUGGCCAGACAGCUGGGGAUGUACAUGGUUACAGUCAUCAUUGGCCUCAUCAUUCAUGGUGCCAUUUUCCUACCAUGCAUUUACUUUGCUAUUGUGAGAAAAAAUCCCUUCACAUUCUUCAUGGGUAUCUUCCAAGCCUGGAUCACUGCCCUGGGAACAGCUUCAAGUGCUGGCACGCUUCCUGUCACCUUCCGCUGUCUAGAGGACAACCUGGGCAUUGACAAGAGAGUAACCCGCUUUGUACUGCCUGUUGGUGCAACAAUCAAUAUGGAUGGCACUGCUCUUUAUGAGGCAGUAGCUGCUAUCUUCAUUGCCCAGAUGAAUGGCAUUGUCCUGGACCCUGGUCAGAUUGUCACAGUCAGUCUUACAGCUACUCUGGCCAGUGUUGGAGCAGCCAGUAUUCCCAGUGCAGGUCUGGUCACCAUGCUGCUCAUUCUGACAGCAGUGGGACUGCCGACUCAGGAUAUCAGUCUUCUGGUUGCUGUUGACUGGCUUCUGGAUCGUUUCCGUACUUCUGUCAAUGUGGUGGGUGACUCAUACGGUGCUGGGAUUGUGUAUCACCUGUCUAAAGCUGAGCUGGAUGCCCUGGAUGCUCAGCAUGGGAAGUCUGAUGACAUAGAGAUGACCAAGACACCGUCCUACUAUGAUGACCUCAAGAACCAUCAUGAAAACAACUCCAACCAGUGCGUCAUUGCUGCUCCAAAUUCAGUCGUAGUAGAUGAGUGCAAGGUAACCUCGGCGGCCACAAAUGGCUCGACUACGGAGUUUGCACUCAUUGAAGAGGAACCGCAAAAGAGUGAUUAAUGCGAGCACACAGAUCCUCCUGUAUUCGAGUCCCCAAGUUUUUUAUCUACUGAAAAAAGAGAGGAAUAAAAAGACCUGCUGAAAUCAUGCAAACAGAACAAAUGAUGGGUUUUGUAGUUUAAGCUUCCCCCAUUACAGUUCAUUUUAUCUGAAAUAACCUAUACUAAUGUAACAAGGGAUUACAAUCACACUGUCUGAUAGUGCACUUACAUGUGCCUAUGAACUAACACUUGCAUAGAAAGCAAGGCUUGGCUGAAUAAAAGGAGAAAUAAUAUAUUGUAUACCUUAAAGUAUUUCUGAUAUUAAUAUAUACUGUAUCAUAUGCAUUCUGUGUCUCUCAAAACUGGUAUGAUGUGAAUAUUUGAAUGCUGUUAAUGACUUUUAGAAAAUAGGGAGAGAGUACGCAGAAAACCCAUCACUUUGCUUAGAACUAAAGAAGCCAGUGCAGUGCCAAUGCCUUCCUGUUCUUUUACAGCAAUAGUCAUUUACUCCUGGAUAACCUCACUCCAUGACCUCUGAUCCAUAAUCUGGCACAAUCUGUUAGUGCCUUUGCUAUCCAAGUGUGUCUGAGAUCCCCAGUCAUCUGCAGGCAGAUCUGGGCUUGUGUAACAACACCAUAUCAAAAAAAAAUCACCUUGACAUUAAAAUCCAUCCGAAUGGUGUAGCAUAUAUGAUUACUGACCAGGGGCUAGUGUUUAUUCCCCCAACUGUACUGAAAGAAAUUAGUACAAGCAGUAAGUUGGUUUACAAAUGCUAAAAUUUGAAUACCUAUACCAUAAACAUAGGCAUAAGUUUAGCUACAUCGUUUACGUUUAUCAUCACUUUGCCCUCUGUCGGGUUUGACUGAGUAAGUUAUGAGGUUCGCUUUUCUAGCAACUCUUCUGUAGAAUCUGUGUACACUCUCUCAAAAGACAGAUUUACAAAAAAAACAAAAAAAAAACAAUUCUUAGUAUGCGUUACAUGUAGAAUUCGAUUAAGAAGCCCUGGUGUUACAAGAAAAUUAUAAUAACUGUAGAUGUUACUUCACACGCAUGAAGAAAUCAAAAGCACAAGCCAUGAGACUGAAUGCUUCCCCUUUGGGACCUUCUCUUUUUUCCAUUUACUCCUUUAUUUACAUGAGAGAACUGAUAUGAGAAGGUGGGACUAGGGCCAAUUAGAACAUCAGCGAAUGGACCAAACAAGCAACAGCCCAUAGUAUUUUUGACAUUCCCUAAAACUGAUGUGAAUAAUAAACAAUCUACCUUUAGCCUAAAAGCGCACACUGCCUUUUGUAGACAGCAUUAGAGCUGGUAAAAUAUCUCGGACUACUGAUAUUUAGCACAUCAUGCGGAAAAGGAAUAAAUAAAAAGCAGCUUUAUUGCUAUUUUAACAACAUAUUUAAAAAUGCAUGUCUUCGAAUGUCAUUCACAGUUAAUCUCUAUGUUUGUCUUGAUUGGGUGAAACAUUAAGUAUUUAAAAAAUUUAACUUUGUGCCCGAAACAAAAAUUAUAAUCACGUACAGUACUCUAAAUGAGUGAAUGCAUAGCACAAGGUGUUUAGUUUUCAAAUUCUUACACUCUCCUUUCUUUCUUCUCCUAUUUGCAGAUUGUAGAACGUUAGAUACUCAGGCAAAUAAAGAUGCACUCAGUGUUAUCAGGGAAGACAUGUUCCUAAUGCAGCCAGAUGAAAUAUUUUAUACUAAGCCCUCUGAACAUGCUGGAGAGUGAUUACUGUUUACAAUUACACAGUGGGUUUACAGCUUGCCAACUGCCUAUUGCCUUUUCAUUAUAAAGUCUUGCACUGUAUGUUUCAGCUUCUCACACUUACUGUCUAUGAGUUUCUAUUAUAAAACAAAUAAAACACUUUUUAAAAUCAAGAAAGCAAGUUUUACCUUCUACCCUGCCAAAAUAAAAAGGAAUAUUUUUAAAAUAACAUCAAAUGAAAAGCACAUUUUAAGGAACAAUGUUAUGGCUUACAUUACAAUUCGCAUUACCUUGACAUGUUUCUUAUUUUAAAGCACACUAAACAAUCAGAAAUUAAGAAAAAUGUAGCAAGUCUAAAUAAAACGAGAAACGUAAGGCAAAAACGAUAAAUAAAAGUGGAAGAGAGCAAAAGUUUAUGAGAAAACACUACCAGCUAGAGCAUCUCAGUACAAUAGAGUUGUGAACUAGUGCUACUCACUGCUAUCCUUAGAUGUCUCUGUCCUUUAACACUCACUCCGUAAAAUAUUUCCCCUUUCCGAAACAUGACUAUGACUGUUGUGGCAGACCCACCAUGCUGCAAUACCUACCUACACUGACAGCACAAACCUCAAGAAUUAUAAUAACUGAAACCAGAAAUGCAGAGUAUUACCACUUAACCAAAUUAUGAAUGAAAGUGCACAAAACAUAUACAUAGGCAUGUUUUUUAAUGGAUGGUUGUAGUAAAUUUGCUUAGUAACCAAUUUUAAAAUCUGCCUUGCCUCUAAAACCAUUAACCGCUAUGUAUUGUGUGGAUAUUUUGUAUGAUUCGUUUUUUUUUAUUUUUUUUAAAAUCUUAACACAUAUGUUUGUAGCAGUAGAAAACCACAUUGUGAGGAGCACAAAUAUAACAAAAAGCGCAGCCCUUUGUAACACUGAGUUCUGUGCCAAGAGAAUCAUCACUGCAUCUCUGUCUUGUGUUUUGAUUUGCUGUUACUCUAUCUCAACGUUAAUGCUUAUCAGACACUAUCACCUAUGAGGAGAUGUUGAUUUGAUGAUGUUCUAGUACCUAAGGACUGUCAUCAACUCACAGAAAUGUGGACAUUUCAUUUUCUUUCUCUCUUUUUUGGGAACCAUUUACUUCAAAGCAUGAUGUGAAAGUGCCUCCAUGCACUUUGUGUACAUAUUGUAGGUAAUGGAUUUGUUUUCUGUUAUUUUUAAUGUAGUGUUUAAUUGCGUGACUUUUUAUAAUCCUAUAGAAGUGUGCCUUCUAUGUCAUGGAUACAUGUAUUAGAUUAGAAAACAUAUAAAAUUGUGUGUAAUAUAUUGCUUGUUCCUAAGCUUAAAUAGCUGUAUGUAGCUAUCUCACAUAAAUGUUCUAUAUCCAAUAUAUAUCAUUUUUGUAUCUAAUGUUUUGAAUGUUUGUUCCCUGCAGGAAAAGUCAUGUGUUCAUUCAGUUUCAUUGUACAUAAUUAUAAAUAUAUGAUAUAAACACACAAUAUAUUACAGUCUGCCAUUAGGAAAUCUUAGUAGAAGGCAAGAAAAGCAAGUCUGACACUAUAAGGAUGCGUCCGCUCUUCGCCUGACGUUUUGCCAUUUGAAUGUUUUGCCAUCUCAGCUAGGAUGCAAAGAAUAUCAAAUUAGGAGCAGUAAGUGUAAAGCUCCAAGAUGAGCUAAAUGCUUCUUUGAAAUUUGGUGGCAGAAAGCAAGAGCAAUCAUUUUUGUCAAACUGGCAGCAUUCUUAUUGUGUUCUAUGCUCCUUUGUGGUUUCUGUUGGAUUGUCCAAUAGAGAUGUUGCUUGAAUUAUGGUUCAAGUCCAGAGGUCUUUUUUCACUUCCAGAAAUAAAAAAAAACUAGUCAAU